This is a messenger RNA of Ziziphus jujuba (common jujube), 5231 nucleotides long. RefSeq names its product TPR repeat-containing thioredoxin TTL4-like. Gene Ontology annotation, cellular component: cytoplasm. Gene Ontology annotation, molecular function: protein binding. The transcript is spliced from 9 exons. The record is from RefSeq and is a predicted model, not a curated record. Lineage: Eukaryota; Viridiplantae; Streptophyta; Magnoliopsida; Rosales; Rhamnaceae. The coding region runs from base 3038 to 4942 and encodes 634 amino acids.
UCCAACUCUACGUAGAAAUUUAAAAAACCUACUCACAUAAAAUCUCCAACUUCCUAGUGCCCAUCCACUGUAUCUGUAACAGAAUGUUGCAAUGACAAUUUUACAUGUCGAAAUUUAAGUAUAGGUGAAGAUUUUGGAAGAGGGAUGGCAACAACAAUUAAUAUUCAUUUAAAAUUAAAAAUAAUUCAAUACCAUCCAAUCCGAUCCACUUCAGUCCUGCAUAUUGCUGUUUCUGAUGAAGAGCCUAUACCAGCAACAAGAACAUAAACAGAGAGAAAUUAAUCAAAUUAGUCAUAUUGAAAAUGGUGAAUUUAUCAUUUAGAAAUAUGGUACUUUGAGCUAUGAACUUGGAGUAAAUUCAAUAUCCAGAUUUCAGAAGCAUUUCGUAGUUAGAUACACAGACAGAAUUGAAGGACAAGAAUUGACCAAAGAAGCAGCAAAGUUUCAAAUAUACAGAGUCACACACUCAGUUAUGGAUCCCAUUUUCCAUUUCUCUCCAAAUUUAGCUUCACUCUUUUCUUCCUUCUCCAACUCCUCCAAAUUCCACUCCUCUCGGGGUCCUCUGUCCUUGCUCAGCUUGGCUAGCAGAAUCAUAGCGGGAGAGAGGUGGUUUGUGCACCCAAAUGCAAGGAAAACAAGAUCAGGAGUGGUCGUUUCCAAGAAAGUGUCACCGAUACUGUCAAGAGAUCUGCAGAGUCUAUCUCCUUUGAUAAGGCCUUUUAUAAGCAUGAUAUCAUGGGAAGUAGGGUCCAUACUUCUAUGCUCGCCAAACAGCUUUUUGUACUUCUUUUCUGGGUCUCUCUGAGAUAUUGUGUUCAGGAUUGUUUGGUUUCCAGGAAAAUGUAGGGAUUGAUCAGCAUCAAUGAUAAGGACAGUAUUCUUGAAGGUCUUGAUGAGAUAGAGAGGCUCAUUGAAAAUGGUGAGUUUGUAUGGGGAGUUGACAGAGAAGAUGUUCAUAUGAACAUUGAAGCAGCACUUAAUAAUAUGAUUGGUGAACCUGCAAAGAAACUUCAUACCGCUCGGAGUUGAAACGAUCAAGUGUUAAAAUUCACCUAGACAAAAAACAGAAAAUGCUGAGCAUAUAUAAUGUAAAGCCCCAGCCUAUUAUUAUUUCAUUAUUUCACGGUAUUGAUGCAGUCUCAGAAAGAUUUUGUAUUGGAGUUUCUUUCUGUUAAUUCUAUUGAGGCAAUUCAUCUUUCUUGGCUUGGGGAAGAAUGGGCAUUGUGGGCUUCAGAAAGGUUUGGAUUUAUCACUCCAAGUGACCCUGUCUCCUCUGGAAGUAGUCUCAUGCCUUAGAAGAAAAAUCCAAGUCCUGUGGGGCUUGUUUGCGGAAAGUCCACUAGAGCAGUAGGAGACCUUGUUACUCUUCUCGAACUUUCGAAAGGUCUUCCUUCUGCUUAUAAUUGUGAUUUGCAGGAAGAUAAAGAACCUGUAUUUGACAGUGUAAAGACAGUACUAGGCAUGCUUGAAAUGUCAGCGGAGUUUGCGCAGAACAUUACUUUUAAUCAAGAAAGAAUAACAAAUGCUUUACAAGGUAGUACCCUUCAGAACUUCUCAUGGCAUAGUUGGAAGGUUAGUUGCCUUGUGUAUCACAUAGAUUUGCCAGCUUAAGUACCUAAGUCUUUAUGAACUUAGGAGUAUAAAUCCCAUGUUUGAUACCGAUGUUUAUGAACUUCUUGAAGUUGAAAAUGCAGUUGAGAAAUUAUGCUCAUAUGGUUAAACCGGAUCAGAAUGCGUUGCCAAUCAACUCAACCACUGGAUUACAAAACUCGAAAUCAGCGCAAAGCCUUAAUAAUUAACAAAAUGUGGAGGCAAAAAUCUUAUGCUGACUCUGGUAACAAUUGGAAAACCAUCUUCAGAAACUUGACAUAGUUAUAGUUCUUCAAUGACGUCAAAUAAUCUUGAAUACAAAAAAAAAAAAAAAAAAAAAAAAAAAAGGGAAAAUAGAUGGCUUAAAGAUCAGCAAACAAAAGGUGACACUUAUUUUGCUUUCCGGAAGUGCUUCUGCUUUUGGUUACUUAUUUCUACAUUGCUAGACUGAUCCUAAUUGUAAAUAAAUUCAUAUCUAGCUGUGGAAAUGGUAUUGCAUGGCCAUUGCAUAUAAUUUGUAAAACUAUCAUGGGAAAACAAUUGUUUCUGUAAGGAUUAGCUGUUAUAGUAAAUCGAACCAUACCCAGAGGGCAAUUCUUUUGUUCAUACGAACUUCGGCAAAUGCGGAAAAUGUCCUGAAAGACACAUUCAAAGUCAACAAACUUGAAGAGGGAGGGAGUUAAAAAAGAUCAUUACAGGUAAUUGAAUUUAUCACAGACCUACAAAGUGCUACUAGAAGUAAAGGACCGGAAAUUUUAUGUAGGAGUGAUUUUUGGGAUGGAAAAUUUUCAAUGGUGGUGAUAUAUUUUGACAAUUUUAUUAUUGUUAUUAUUUAUUUAUUACUUAUUUUUUUAAGAUUUCCUCAUUGAUUAAAUUUCUUUGUCAUAUUAAUUAUCCCUAUGAAUGAAAUAUAUUAAGCAUAUACAUGUAUAAUGUACUUUAUACAUAUAUAAUGAAUCUACAGCUGGCCAUCUUCAGAUAUUGGUGGACAUGCAUGAACACCCACAAGCCACAACGUGACCUCCUCUAUUUCUAAAAAUCUAGAGAUCCUCAUUUGUCCAAAGACCGGGUCUCCUGCUUUAAGUUUCCCACCAAACACAAAAACAAAGAAAAAUAAAAUGAAAAAAAGAUAAAAAAAAAUUCAAAAAUCAGAAAGAGAAAAAAAUCUAUACCGGUUUCAAUAAAAUGACUUAACCUGUUAACUAUUCUUCUCUUUUCCUGCAAUUUUCCCUUCCCCAAAAAAAUUUGUCUGAAUCCAUUUCUCUUUUUCCGAAAUAUCUAUGCAGCCAAUACUCCAGGAGGCCAUGCAUACCAUUUCCUGGGGUUAGGUUGAUCGUUCUUGCAAACCUCCAUUUCUCAAACAAAUAUUCAGCUUCACAUUUUUCAAUUUUGCAAACUUUUUGUUUUUAUCUUUUGGAAACUGAUCUCCUUUCAAAAGUUGAUAUAAAUGGGGGACACUUCACCGGAUAGGAGAUCAAGUUGUGGCCUAUUAACCGCGGUGUUUGGUGGAAGAAGAGGUUUUUGGCCAAGAAGAUCAACCUCAACAGGUUCUCUUCCAGCCAUCAGUGAAACUAGUAGUACAGAAUUUGUUAGGACACCUAGCACACCAAACUCGAAACGCAGACGCAAUGGUUCCACUGAAAUUCCAUUCCAGUUUGAUUCCUCACAAGAUGUUUCAUCGUCAACAGCUCCAUCAAAACCCAUUAACAAACCUCCUCCAAGCAAUAACCAAAGGGCAGUCCAUGUCCAUGUACAAAACCAGAACAAGAACCAGAACCAGAACCAGAACCAAAACCAGAACAGCCAAAACCAUUCCAGAAGUAUACCUACUUAUCAAGUCUAUGUCAACCAAGGAAGAAGGGUACCAAAGGAUGCCGUUGGAAUAUCUGGUGAGCUCGAAAGCAUGAUUGCUGACCACCAAAAAAACAGAGGAAGCAACACGCUAGUUCGGGCUUCGUCAAGCAAUGUAAUGCUCCAUGGGAAUUUAGGAAAUUUAAGACAGCCUGGUGGUGGAAACAAUAUAAAUUCUAAUAAAGUUCUUGAUUAUCUUCCAAAAACCGCAAGAGAGGACGACGAUGACGACGAUGAUGACAAUGAUCGGAUUGGACAAAGCACAAUGAGGUAUGGAAGAUAUGCAAAUGAUGUAGGGAAGACUAGUCCUUCUGCUUAUAAUAAACCCUCCAUUGAUCAACAGCCUAGUUCUUUGUGUCGAGCUCUAUCGACUAGAAUGGACCCGGAAACGUUGAAGAUCUUGGGAAAUGAAGAUUAUAAAAAUGGAAGAUUUGCAGAGGCUUUGGCUUUGUAUGAUGCUGCUAUUUCUAUUGACCCUAAUAAGGCUUCCUAUAGGAGCAAUAAAAGUGCUGCUUUAACUGCUCUUGGUAGGAUUCUUGAGGCUGUUUUCGAGUGCAGAGAAGCCAUUCGGAUUGAACCUCAAUAUCAAAGAGCUCAUCAACGUUUGGCCAACUUAUAUCUAAGAUUAGGGGAAACAGAGAAAGCAACCUAUCACUACAAACAUGCUGGACCGGAGGCCGAUCCUGACGUUCUUACCAAAGUGAGAUCGGUUCAGGUUCAUCUCAACAAAUGCACAGAAGCUCGCAGGUUACGAGAUUGGAACACCCUUAUUAAGGAAACCAGAAAUGCCAUAUCUGCUGGUGCAGAUUCAGCGCCACAGAUAUAUGCUCUGCAAGCCGAGGCCUUGAUGAAGCUACAUAGACACGAAGAGGCAGAUCAAACACUGUCUAAUGGUCCAGAUUUUGAUGUUGAUUCUUGUACUAAAUUCCUUGGCCCCAUUAGUAACGCAAAUGUGGUAGCAGUGCGAGCUCAGGUUGACAUGGCUGCUGGAAGAUUCGAUGAUGCAUUAGCAGGAGCUCAACGAGCAACUCGACUCGAUUCGAACAAUAGGGAAGCAAACAUGGUGUUGAGGAAAGCUCGAGCAAUCUCGGCAGCUCGGUCAAAAGGGAACGAGCUUUUCAAGGCAGCAAGAUUCCCAGAGGCAAGCAAUGCUUAUAGUGAGGGACUCGAGCAUGAUCCAUACAACUCGGUUUUAUUGUGUAACCGAGCCGCUUGUUGGAGCAAACUCGACCAAUUCGACAAAGCCAUCAAUGACUGCUCGGCUGCUCUACAUGUUCGUCCGUCUUACAGCAAAGCCAGACUAAGAAGAGGAGAUUGCAACUACAAGUUGGAAAAUUGGGAAGCUUGUGUACAAGACUACGAGGUUUUGAUCAAAGAAACACCGGAAGAUGAGGAAGUGAUUAGAGCACUGUCGGAGGCAAAGGCAAAGCUCGGGAAACAACAGCAUGGUAAAGCUGCAAAACAUGUGGAAAGUGGUGGAGGAAAUGACAUUGCCUUGUAGCACAAGAAAGAAUUUUUUUUUUUUUUUUUGACUUGGAUAUAAAAAAGAAAUUAAUUAAGCAAGGGAAAUAGCUGAGCUAGCUUUUUGCAAUGGAAUUUGAAUGAUAUAGAUUGAAGAAUAUGAAAGUUGAGGCAGAAAAAUUGAAGGGAAACUAAUUAAUUAAUUGUUUUGCGUUUUGGAUAUGUAACACAACAUCUACAAGUAGUUGACCCAAUUUGUUUUUUGUGUAUAGUUUUUUAAUUUGUAUGUGUAAUUCAUUCUUUUAUUUAUUUAUUUAUUAUUAUUAUUA